Molecule: messenger RNA, 6865 nt
Organism: Sebastes umbrosus (honeycomb rockfish)
Lineage: Eukaryota; Metazoa; Chordata; Actinopteri; Perciformes; Sebastidae
Gene: eps15
Product: epidermal growth factor receptor pathway substrate 15
Exons: 26
Coding region: 180-3551 (1123 amino acids)
Biological process (GO): endosomal transport; endocytosis
Cellular component (GO): cytoplasm; clathrin coat of coated pit; plasma membrane
Molecular function (GO): calcium ion binding; cadherin binding
Source: RefSeq, a predicted model, not a curated record
AGUACUUCCAUCUCUGCUUUAAUAUCAUUUGUUUCAGGCUUUAUGGUUUGUUUUGGCUAAACAGGAUAACAGAUGAUAGUUUUGCAUGAGUAAAAUCUACAAUCCAGUGUAGACCUGCGAUCCAGCGCCAGGUUUUCUCCGCCUCCUCUGUCUGUGUGUGUCUGUCCAGCAGCAGCAGCAUGAAAGCAGAGAGAAACAGAAACACUAUGGCUGCCAGUCUGUCUCUUAAUCAGAUCUCCAGUGGAAAUCCCGUCUAUGACAAAUACUAUCGACAGGUUGAUCCGACGGGAAGUGGGCGGGUGGCAGCAGCUGAUGCAGCUCUGUUCCUGAAGCGGUCGGCCUUGGCUGACUUGGUCCUUGGGAAGAUCUGGGAUGUGGCAGACUCUGAACGUAAAGGUGCUCUUAGCAAGCAGCAAUUCUUCAUAGCGUUGCGGUUGGUGGCCUGUGCUCAAAAUGGCCUGGAGGUGGCACCCAAGAGCCUUUAUGUGGCUGUUCCUCCACCGAAAUUUCAUGACACAAGCAGCCCGCAGUUAGCAGGAGGGGCUGGUGACAUUCCCUGGGUCGUCAAGCCUGAGGAGAAGAUGAAGUUUGACUCCAUCUUUGAGAGUCUGGGUCCAGUAGGAGGGAUUCUAACAGGAGACAAGGUCAAGCCUGUCCUGCUCAACUCCAAGCUGCCAGUGGACAUCCUCGGCAGGGUGUGGGAGCUCAGUGACAUCGACAGAGACGGCAUGUUGGACAGAGAUGAGUUUUCUGUGGCCAUGUAUCUGGUGUACAGAGCCCUGGAGGGCGAGCCUGUUCCCAUGUCCCUACCACCUCCCCUGGUUCCACCCUCCAAGAGGAAAAAACCCUCGGUGCCUCCUGUGAUGCCCCUGUUACCCUCGCCCCCCUCAGUCAAAGACAGUCGCUCCUCCCACGCUGGCUCUAAGACCAUGCCCCAACCCCCUAAACCCGCCCCAGCUCCUGCCCCAACACCAGCAGCUGCCCCUUGGGUGGUGUCGCCAGCAGACAAAGCAAAGUAUGAUGAGCUAUUCAGCAAGACAGACGGUGACAUGGAUGGCCUCGUGUCUGGACCUGAAGUCAGAGAUAUCUUCCUGAAGACCGGGCUGCCUUCUGCCACACUCGCACGUAUCUGGGAGCUUUGUGACAUUGGAGACAUCGGGAAACUGACCCGAGAGCAGUUUGCCCUGGCGCUUCAUCUAAUCAAUCAGAGGUUGACUAAAGGCCUGGAGCCGCCGCAGAGUCUCUCCCCAGAGAUGAUCCCUCCAGCCGACAGACAAAACAUCAAACAGAACAACUUGGCUAACCUGGCAGCCGACUUCUCUGCCAUCAAGGAGCUGGACUCUCUCAGUAACGAGAUUGUCGAACUACAAAAGGAGAAGAUCACUGUGGAGGAGGAGAUCAAGGAGAAGGAGGAGGCCAUCAGACAGCGCAGCAGCGAAGUGCAGGACUUACAGGAGGAGGUGGCAAGGGAGAGCGGGGAGCUGCAGCGGCUCCAGGCUCAGCGGCAGAAGGUCCAGGAUGCCUUGGACGAGCUGGACCAACAGAAAGGCUCCCUGGAGGAGCAGCUGACUCAUAUUCGCCAGCAGACCAACCAAGAGACCCAUCUGAUUUCAUCGCUGCAGUCAGAGCAUGAGGAGCAGGAGCAGAAGAUAUGUCAGUUUGAGGAGGAGCUUGUCCAGGCCCGAGAGGAGCUCCUCGCUCUGCAGGAGGAGAGCAGGAGGCUGCAGGAGAAGGUCCAGAACGCUCAGGAGCAGCUCACACCUCUGCAAGAGUCUGUCCGCGACUCCUUUACACAAGUUGCACAGGUUCAGCAGAAAGUGAACGACCUUCAAGUGGAGGAGAGGUCAGUAACUGCCCAGCUCAGCUGGAAGAGAGCCCUGGAGGACAACUCUCCCGUCAUGGUCAACGGCUCAGCAGGCCCCACUGCAGAGCUGAACCAGGGGGACCCCUUCCAGCAGGACCACUUCCAGGAGGACCAGCCUAAAGAGCUGAAGGAAGAAGAACAACCAGCUGCUGUCUUCAUUCAGCAGAAAGAACAUUUAGAUCAAAAAGAAAAAGAAGGAGUGAAUGAGAGAGAAGAGGAAGAAGAGAAGGAGGAAGAGAGUCCAAAGUCUCCAGAGGAGGAAAAGUUGAAACACGAUGCGUUGGAUGAUCUCUAUACUAGUGUAGCCUCCUCUGAGAUGUACAAUAAUCGACCGACCCUCGCCAAGCCACAGGAGAACACGGAACACAGUAGCCCGACACCCGACAUCUCCUCGGAGGUCACAGAUGAUGCAGAGGAAUCGCCUAAAGAGAGCCCACCGAAGGUUGCAUCGCCAGAGCCAGAGAGCAAACAGGAGCCAGCAGAGUCUCCAGAAACCACGACCCCCACCUCGUUACCACCUCAAGUCGGCCCUCGCUCUAUGCCGCCUCAGACCAGCCCUCCCUCCCUGCCUGAUAUGGACUUCUUCCAUUCAGACCCCUUUACUGACCACGAUCCUUUUAAAGAUGAUCCAUUUGGAAAAGCAGAUGUUGCAGAUCCGUUUGGAGGAGAUCCAUUCAAAGGGUCAGACCCCUUUGCUGCAGACUCUUUCUUCCAGGCCGCCGGUGCCCCCUUUUCCUCAGAGGACCCUUUCUCUGCCUCAGCUGACCCGUUUGGUACCACUACUGGCGCGCCAGAACCAGACCUGUUUGCAGCCAAGCCGAAUGACGCAGCGGCUGCGCCAGCAGCAGGUCCAGGUCCCUUCACCUCCAAACCUACCAAUCCAGCUUCAGCACCUAAGGAUCCAUUCAGCUCCUCAGGGAACAAUAAGGCUGAUUCGGACCCGUUCAUAGGCAAAGUGAACGCCACCGGGGAGGCGGAUCCAUUUGGUUCUCCGGACGGAGGGACGGAUCCUUUCAGCUGCUCUCCACCCUCCUAUGAGCUGGCCGUGAAGGACACUGCAGCAUCCAAUGACCCGUUCGCUCCAGGUGGUACUACAGUUAAUGCCAGCUCUGAUCCAGAUCCGUUUGCUGCUGUGUUUGGUAAUGAGUCAUUUGGAGGCGGCUUUGCAGAUUUCACCGCUUUGACAAAGUCAAACGGUUCUGACCAGUUUGGCAUCAACAAUAAGAACCUGUUCCAGGAAGAAAGUCAGUCUGCCGGCCCCGAUGUGCCCCCAGCCCUGCCCCCAAAAACGGGUACGCCAACUAGACCACCUCCUCCACCUCCAGGUAAGAGAUCGUCCAUCUCUCGGACAGAGUCGUCUGAGUCCUUCCAGCGACGAGGGCCCUUCCUCCAGCAGCCCUCAGGAGACUUCUCCUCCUCCUCCUCCUCCUCUUCCCUGCCUGCCAAGGAUCCUAUAGCCGACCCCUUCGCCCCCUCCUCCCCUCCUCGCCACAACGCACGGGAAGCUGACCGAUUUGCCAGCUUUGACAAACAGUGGGAUGUUCCACCUACAACAGUAUCCAACGGAGGAAGACAUGAUAGAGUGGGCAAAGCGCGAGAGCGAGCGAGAGGAAAAGGAGCGACUUGCCAGGCUCACCCAGCAGGAACAAGAGGACCUGGAGCUGGCCAUCGCACUCAGCAAGUCUGAACUCUCCUGAGGACCUCGUCUCCCCCCCCCCCCUCCUCCCCUCCCCUCCCCUAGUCCACUGACCUGGCUCGGCACGGCACAGCACAGCCUGGCCCAGCCCAGAAAGCACCAAAGUAAAGUGGGGACUGUAUAGGACUGAUUCAGCAGCACCUGCUGACCCCAUGAAGAGACUUUCUUAGAAUAAACCCAUCUCUGAAUCUUUCUCCCCAGACUGUGUUCACGGUUCUCUGGCAUUGCAGUAUUGUGUUUUUCCAUCCUGUUGGUCAUGUUAUGGAGGAAAGGACCAAGAUGGAAGAUGUAUGUUUUGAAGAAUGGGUUUGUUGAAAAUGAAAUGCAGUGAAUAUGGAUCUAGAAAUCGCUCCGUUGAUUUCAACACCAGGCUACAAAUGCCACAUUAACUCUCCAGAAUGUAAUUUAUUUAAUGCACUCAAAAUUACAUUGAAACAGCCUUGUCAAAGUCCUGUCUUUAUCCACUAACAGUACUCACUACACUUGAUUAAACUCGGCUCACUUUAGCUUCUGACGUUACAUUGAGAAUAUCAUGAGAUUUCUUUAACGGUGCAGUGUGUAGGAUCUGACGGCAUGUAGUGGUGAGGUUGCAGAUUGAAACCAACUGAAACUUUUCCCGUGUGCCAAGCGUGUAGGAGAACUACGGAGGCUGACGAAUGGCCCUCUCAAGAGCCAGUGUUUGGUUUGUCCGUUCUGGGCUACUGUAGAAACAUAGCGGCCGGCUCCAUGAAGAGGACCUGCUCUCUAUGUAGAUAUACACGGUUCAUUCUGAAGGCCCAGGCGCACCAACCCAGCAUCAAAGAACUAGAGUUGACUAAGGCCAAAAGUUGCGUCGCCUUACGUCACCUUUGCAAAAGUUGCAAUCGAACACACCGCAAAGACUACAGCCGACGGCCAAACACCACGUAUGUUCAGCGCCUGCGUGAGAUGAAAUAACUCUCUCUAUCAACAGGCGGCAGUAGUCUGUAUUUGUCAUUCAAAAACAGAAACGGGAAGACCGAGGACUUGGCUUCAUUCCAGAUGGCCAUGUCGUUGUGAAAAUAUCCGCGUAUUGGAAUGAUCAGAUGAGAUGAAGAUAAAAAUGAGAAGAGCCUUCUGUGUUUUUUCCUCUUGACUUAACUCGUUGCCUUGCUUUCCUCACGUCCGUUUCUCUUCUCGUGCACUUAUUCGUUUAAGCUGAACCGCCAAUCAGAGCGAUUUCUUUCAAGAAACGGCGCCACUGCCGAUUCAACAUGCUCUCCGACAGCUGACCGUCGGCUUGGUGUGUCAGGGCCUUAAGGUAACGAAAACACAAUACUUAUUUUCAGGUGAUUAUACACUAAAGAAAACAUACUUAUUAAUAAUAUAUUGCAUUUCUGCCAAUACAUCCCCCUAAAUGCUACACACUGUUCCUUCAAUUAGAAAUAGACUUGCUACUUUUGAAGAUCCCUAACCCACCCCCCUAAUUCCCUUCCAGCUCUUCUGAAACUUCUUUUCUGAAACUAAACCUAGAACUGUAGUUUCAAGACCAUAAGCUGGGAAAAAUAGUGUUUUUUUGAGGCACUGUAACAAACUUUUUGAAAUGGAGUGACCAUGUACUUUUCUAGUCCUGUAUGAUGGAAGAGGGCCUAUGAGAUUUUAAAAAAAUUGUCCAGGAUAGUGUGACAGAAUUCAACAUUUGUACUUGUAUAACUGGAAGUUACCAGUCCUCUGAUAUGUGAAACGCAUGUGCAGAUUUAUACUAAAAAUCAAACAAAUCCAUCACAGCUACCACAUUCAGCUUCUAGAUACUUUGAUUUCUUUUACAUUUAUGUAUUGCAUCUGUUCUGUUCUGUUCUGUCAAAGUUAAAAAUGUAUUUCUUGGGAGAUAACUGAAAGGAAUGAAACUACAACUACUACAUGUAAUGAUUAGAUGUUAAUUAGCAUUAAAUUUCAGGGCACACUACAAAGGAUUGCACAAAACAAUAACUGCUUUUUUGAGUCCAAAAGGACCAAAUACUUAUCUUUUAAUUAGUAUGAAACCUUCAAUUCUGGGCAAUCACCGAGCCUUUAUUAAUAUGUUAUGCUGAAAUAUGGCUGCAACACCGGUGAGAUAACAAGACAAACAUAACUUCAAAAAUAGAAACUGGGUUGUCAUAGAUGAAUGUAUGAGUGUGAAGAAACACUUUACCGGCUCUGUUUACUCUUACAUUAAAUGAAUAGUGUUAAUAGUAAUGAAUUGUUAAUCCUGAUUGAUCCAGGGUUAGGCACGCAGCAGUCUCCCUAAAGCAGCAUCAUGCUGAAUGACACUUCAGUAGCAUGGAUGCUGGAUUAUUAAUGAGAGAAGUGUAUUAAAAAAAGAUCAACUUCCUCAAGUAGUCAAUAUCCAUUUCACAAAUGUCACACUAGAUCCCAUUACAAAGUGUUGGGUGCUUCUUUUGUUAGCGUUUGUGUGAACUUUUAAUUUUUCCAAGACAUUUUGUUUUUCAGGAGAUGCUUCCUCUGAGAGACUAACUGGAUUUUAAAAAGUCUUACACAAAGUCAGUAAAAGUUGAUUAGCGUCUCUGCGUUUUGGUGGAGCAGUUUGUCUUCUUGUCUGUGCACUUCAGGCUCUGUGGGGGAUUUAACUUACUGGUGUGAGGAUAAACGCCCCCCCGUUGCACUGCAUCCACACGCCAGUUAUUUAACACCCAUACAGCUGUUGGCCGGCCAGUGAUUCUUCUUCUUCGUGCUGGGUAAUUUUGUGUUUUCUCCCAGAAAAUGAACCAACACUGAGUGCUAAACUGUGAUAGAUGGUUUCUGAACAAAGGAAGGCUCAGGUCGAAGAGCAGGAGGUGUUUGUUUUCAUUUCCUUUGCUGACCAAAUAGUGCACAACAUUUUGAACACCUCUUCCUGUUAGUUUUUUCUCUUCUCAACCUUGUUAAGAUUAAGCAUCGUCAUACUCUCCACUUCUCAUUUUCAUCCAGUUUACUGUCCGUGGUCGAGGCUGCACUUCCUACUCAGUGCGUCUCAUAUUGCAGUUCACGUUUAUUGUAAAUACAAGAGAGCAGGCGUCGUCCGUCUCUUCUUCACCGUCACAGCUGAGUCUCUUGUCAUGCUACAGUUUCAUUCUCUCACAUUUAAAGGCCACCUGACACAUUACUGUCAUUUGUACAGACUCCUUUUACAAAUCAAGAACCACUUAUGUGUCUAGGCUUACCCAUAAAGGCUUUUUAAAACUCAAGCUAAUUGUAUUUUAUUUUGUAUUUUCUAACAUGUAAGAAACAAAAUCAUUAUUUGGAGGUUUGGCCAGAAUAUGUAAUGCAUUUAAUUGAAACAGAAUAAAUAUUAAACGUGUAGUUUUGCA